AAGCGUCCUCUUUCGGCUUCCACUCCUCCGCUUGCCUUCUCGGUGCCGCCUUUCGCGUCCCGCCGACGCGGCACCGGAGCUCCUGCAACGUCGAAGGGAUCCCCAGCGGAAAGGCUCGCCACUCCGGGCGAGGCCCCGGCCACUCCGCUCGCCGUCCCUCGGGGCACUUCGGUGGGGACUGGAUUGCUGGGAGAACUGGUAUGAUCAGUUGAGAGGGAGGCGUCGUCGGUGGCGGCCUUGGCUGGAAGGCAGGCGGGGAAGCGGAGCCGGCGAGCGGACGGCGGACGGGGGACGACGGCUGCUCCUGGAGGCGCCAGACGGUCCGCGCAGCACCAUGUCCAAGCCUUCGGAUCACAUCAAGCGCCCCAUGAACGCCUUCAUGGUUUGGUCCCGGGGGCAGCGUCGGAAGAUGGCCCAGGAAAACCCUAAAAUGCACAAUUCGGAGAUUAGCAAGCGCCUCGGGGCCGAGUGGAAGCUGUUGUCCGAGGCCGAGAAACGCCCUUACAUAGACGAAGCCAAGAGGCUGCGCGCCCAGCACAUGAAGGAGCAUCCCGACUACAAGUACCGGCCCCGCCGCAAGCCUAAGAACUUGCUCAAGAAGGACAGGUAUGUCUUCCCUUUGCCUUACCUCGGGGAUACCGACCCCCUCAAGGCGGCAGGGCUCCCCGUGGCAGCCACAGACUCUUUGCUCGGCUCCCCGGAGAAGGCGAGGGCCUUCUUGCCCCCCACCUCCGCACCUUACUCUUUACUUGACCCCAGCCAGUUCAGCUCCAGCGCCAUCCAGAAGAUGACCGAGGUGCCCCACACCUUAGCUACCAGCACUCUGCCCUACGCCUCAACCUUGGGAUACCAGAAUGGGGCUUUUGGCACCUUGAGUUGCCCGAGCCAGCACACCCACACUCACCCGUCGCCAACCAACCCGGGCUACGUGGUGCCUUGUAACUGUACGGCUUGGUCUACGUCCAGUUUGCAGCCUCCUGUUGCCUACAUAUUAUUCCCGGGCAUGACCAAGACUGGAAUAGACCCCUAUUCUUCAGCGCACGCUGCAGCCAUGUAACACACAAACCAAACUCCCACUGGCAGUCCCACACAUUGCAGGCGACUGGAAUCUGUAUGGGGCCAGCGAGACUGGCCAAAGGAAGAAAUCGGAAGCCAAUCGUUGUGCAUGUACCAUACCGAACUCCAGAAACAAACAAUCCGCCUAACCGAAAUCCGCCACUUGAGCGUGGAAAGAUGCCCAGGGGAAUCUCUUCCACCGGGGCAAAGACUCUGAGACUCUUCGGGUGGGGUGGUGGUAGGGACACCAAAACCUUAGAAUCCAAAAUCCAAAAAAACUCUCAGUCUUUACAGAAAACUUUCUUUCCUUGCUUUCUGCACUUGGGGCUCAGAUUGGCCCAAAACUUGUACAACUUGUAUAUGUGUCAAACUUUUAACUGCCCUUUUGGCUAAAGGUCAACAGCGAUCCUUUUGAAUUUUUUUUAAUUUAUUAAUGUUAAUGAGUUUGUAUGAUUGAAUGUUAUUCGGACUUUAAUUUUUAAAAUCCCAGAACUGCUCUAACCUAAUGAUACCCUA
Thamnophis sirtalis is the source of this 1572-nucleotide messenger RNA. RefSeq names its product SRY-box transcription factor 14 (gene SOX14). Gene Ontology annotation, cellular component: nucleus. The record is from RefSeq and is a predicted model, not a curated record. Gene Ontology annotation, molecular function: RNA polymerase II cis-regulatory region sequence-specific DNA binding; DNA-binding transcription activator activity, RNA polymerase II-specific. NCBI's taxonomy places the organism in Eukaryota, Metazoa, Chordata, Lepidosauria, Squamata, Natricidae. Gene Ontology annotation, biological process: positive regulation of transcription by RNA polymerase II; negative regulation of transcription by RNA polymerase II; neuron differentiation.